This is a messenger RNA of Patella vulgata (common limpet), 3596 nucleotides long. RefSeq lists its product as uncharacterized. Bases 76 to 2340 code for a protein of 754 amino acids. Gene Ontology annotation, molecular function: protein dimerization activity; DNA-binding transcription factor activity, RNA polymerase II-specific; RNA polymerase II cis-regulatory region sequence-specific DNA binding. Gene Ontology annotation, biological process: cell differentiation; anatomical structure morphogenesis; regulation of DNA-templated transcription. Lineage: Eukaryota; Metazoa; Mollusca; Gastropoda; Patellidae. The record is from RefSeq and is a predicted model, not a curated record. The transcript has 14 exons.
CGGGAAUGUACGAAGAUUAAAAUUAUAUCAUAAUCUUUGGCGGGGGCUGAAAGCCUAGUUUGUAUAAAAUUGGAGAUGACAGCCAGGUUUACCUAUCAUCCUGUAUUUGACUUCCGGCAUAAUUCAGAAGAAACUGAUUUUAAUAAAGAAGAGGAUUUAGAAGAAACUGAUUUUAAUAAAGAAGAGGAUUUAGAAGACUUAAAGAUGAUGGAAUAUGAUGACCACUCUUUUUCAUUCUUUAAUAUUCAUGCGGAACCAAGCCCUAAUGAUGCUUCCACCCAAACAGAACUAAAGAAGAUUACAUUAAAAACUUUACUUAAUGAUCCUGCUUUAAAUACUAGCCUUGGCAGCGAUAAUAAUACUGGUCAUCAGGCAAUGGAAAAGAGCUAUGUUCGAAGCACAAGACCUUAUACCAUGGGGCAUACGAAUUCAACUAUCUCCAGAAAGAAAACUAAUGUAUGUACAGGGAAAAAAGAACAUUCCCCAAGAACCUUGAUGAAAUUAAUGGAGAGACAUAGACAUAAUGAAAGGUUGAGACAUCAUACUUUAAAUGAAAGACUAAGAGCAAUAUGUAGACAUGUUCCAGGCUCUGGAGAAGAUGGUAGAGAAACUAAGGUUGUUAUGAUGCAAAGAAUCAUCAGUUACAUAGCAUAUUUAGAAAAUACUGUGGCUCAAGUGACCUCUGGACUAGGAUUGGAACCAGAUCCUAAAUUGGCACCUUUAACAACAAAACUAAGAAAACAGAUAGAAGAUUGUGCUAAUAUGGCAGUUGUUCCGGAUGUAGAUGGUUUCCAACAUGAACCAUCGAUUAGUAAAAAACCUCCAUCUUCUACCUGUCAUAAUGAGACAUGUUUACCAGAAAGUUUAAUAGAUCGAAGAUAUAAACUGUCAUCACCUACAAUAGACUCUACAACAGAUAGAAUAGUACCAGAUAUUCAAGACCUUUAUCCUAAUAGUCUGGAAUCAUCUCAAGACUCUAUGGCACCAUCCUCAACUUUCUUACCUUAUAUGGCUAAUGAUUCUUCUCUUGCACCAUGGCUUGUUGAUGAAUCUAUGAUUCCACCAAAUGGGGAUGAAUUUGGCUUUUUUGAUUCAAUUAUUCAAGACUCUUCACCUGACUUCUGUACUAUUCCUUCAGAAUCAUUUAUUAAUGAUGGUUCCACACCUAUUGAUAUAUCUAGUCAGAGUAAUACCUCAUUACAGGAGUCUUUAUCAUUGUUUCCUAGUCCCUGUAUAGCUUUCAGUAAUGAGGAUAGUCCAGAUUAUUUGGGAGAUAAUAUGAAUGACACCUUUGGAUUACAAUUCCACGGUUUAUUAGAAAAUGAUCAUGAUUUGAUGAAUACCAUAGCUGUUUCACCUAAUAAAAUUUUACCAUCCAAUCCAGACAUUAUAGAGAUAUUACCUAACGACACGGACACCUUUGCGAUAUCACCUACAAAAUAUUUAUCAGAACAUAAAGAGCAUGUAGCCAUAUCUCCAGUUAAAAUAUUAUCAAUCCAAGACGAUAUGAUACAUAUACCUAACACCAUGGAUGAAAUUGAAAUGGAUCUGGACAUGAACGAAUCAGUCUUUAUUAAUAACAGUGUUUGGUCUCCUCAAAAAAAUAAACGCAAACAGUAUACUCCUUCUAAACGCCAGCCAUUAGAGAACAUGACCAACAAUUCCUCACCAUUUUCUAGUGAUGAGAUCAGUGAACCAGCAGUACAUGCAACUAUUACUAUUUCUGAUUCCAUGCCUAAUAAGAUUUGUGUUUCAAAAGGUGAAGAAAAGACAGAGGAACAAGUUGUUAUUCGUACAGUACCCUAUACUUGGACAUUUCACUCAAUGAAUGAACCUAUCAGUAAACUGGUCCAUAGUACAAAGUCGGACAUAGAAAAAAAUAAAACUCCAAAGUAUAAACAGAAUCCUACCUAUAGAGAGAUGUAUUUAAAGCCACAGAAAGUUGAUCACAGAAAGACAUCAUGGAUGAAUGGAUUUAUGAUGUACAGUCGACUCAAUCGUAGACAGUUUAUAACUGCCAAUCCUGGUGUUCAUACCUCUCAUAUAAGUAAAAUGAUGGGUCAGACUUGGCGAAGUAUGUCUAGUGAAUGUCAACAACCCUACAAAGACAAAGCUAAACUGUAUUUGAAAGACAUGCAGAAAACACAGGAUUUUCAAUUUGAAGAAGACAUGUCUUUCUGUGAAGGUAAAGAAAAUGAUCUUAGCACCACUACUGAUGAGAGCUUUCAAGUUGUACCUAAAAGUGUUACACCUAUUGCCACACCCACUAGACCUUCAUCUACAUGUACCUCUACCUCAACACACCCUAUCUAUAAUUCUCAAAGAUGGACAUAUCUAUAAAAAAUUUUUUACAAUAAACUUAAGAAUUUAUCAUAUGUGCACAGAUGUCCAUAACAGAAUUUUUGAGAAAGACAACAGAAUUUUGAAACUAUCUAGUUAUGAUAGGCUAGCUGUUCCACUAGAGCAAAUAUUGCCUGUUCACAAUUAUCUGUACAUUGAUGUACAGUUGUACACAUAAUUGUUUUGGGCUCUCUAUGCAGUAAAGUAUUAUCUGUGAAGAAAUUGUUUGAUAUUAUAUGCUACCUAUACUAUACAUUCUACCUAUCCUAUAAAAGUUCAACAGCUACUGUUAAUAGGAUUCGUUUUGAAGCUAACAAAUGCUAGCUAAAAUAAUUGUUUUGUUUUAAGAUCUAUCUAUUAAUUGUAGCCAUCUUUAUUUUGGAACCAUUGUUAUUCUUUUGUUUGUAUGUAAAAACUAUGACUAGAUCUAUAUAAUGUUGUUAUUUAAUUUAUUUAAAUUAUGUUAAUGUAAAUAUGUUACAGAGUUGUUAAGAGGUUUAUGGCAUAGUGAUUCCAGAAAGGAAAUCAUGAUUGGCCCUUUGUUAAUUUUUUAGUUAUUUUGAUGCCACACAAAUUUUGUUGGAAAAAUUAUUUCUCUGUGUCGGACAAUUCUUAUUUUGUGAUGGUAAUUGUCAAUGUGACCUUGCUUAAUUUACUUCUAAAUUAUUAUAAUCCCUUUCAAAUUAUACUAUUUUCUUUUGAAUCAAUUUUCUAAUAAAUCUAGCCAAACUGACACCUGUUGAAUAUCUUAUGUGAAAAUCAUAUAUAAUUUACUUUAAUUAUUUACAGUUUAAUAUAUUCCCAUUUAGAUGGUACUAUUUUCUUUCAAAUCAGUUUUCUAAUAAACCUGGUCAAACAACUAGUGAAAAUCAAGUACUUUCAAAAAGUGAAUAAUAAUUCAAAGUGUUGGUUUAGUUAGGUUUUAAUUUGAUUUACAAACUCUUGUAUUUUCUUUCUUUUUGAAGUAUGUGUUUUAUCUAUCAUCUGUUGUUAAAUGCUGUCACAGAGAAAUAUCCAAAUAUAACAUCUUUCUGAGAAUAAAGAUGACUUACCAUCAGUGGACAAAUUUUUUUUGAUCAAAUAUUCAUUAUGAUAAUUAUUUCGAUAUUAUGUAUUGCUGUUUGUCAGUCAACAUGGAAACGUUUUAUGUGUGAUCAUUAUUGUGUUUCGAAUACACCCACCCUAAUUUGUAAGACCCUGUAUGAAUGAGUAUGUAUAUGUGACAUAGUUGUCGCCCUUUAAAUUUUGUGUACUAG